UAUAGAUUCAGCUGCUCCUCCUAGCGUACAUGCACGUACACAAAAUUGUUUAUUAGUUUAAACAACCUGUCACUGUGCAGUAUUUAUAUUUGUGCAUUUAUAGGGAAAGAUCUAGAGUUCAUUUAUUGCAGAAUCGUUGCUGUCUUAUCAUCUCAUUAGAGAUUGUACUAAUCGAACUUAUACCAACGUAGAUACAACAUCAAAGCUCUUUCUCUCAUCCAGAAUCCAAAAUCCACAACACACAGCGAUGUCGACGACAAAAAAAGUUACCCUUGAAUUUAAAGGCCUUAUGGCUCCGGUAUUUACAUCGUUUAACGAUGACAAAAAACGAAGCAUUCAAGUGGACAAUAUCGAUGUAUACGCAAGAUUCCUCAAAAAUAAAGGCGUCCAUGGAGUUCUUGUGAAUGGAACAACAGGAGAAGGUCCCGUUUUAAACUUGGCCGAAAGGAAACUAGUUACCGAGAAAUGGUGGGAAGCGUCAAAGAAGCAUGAUUUAACUUUAAUGGUGCAAAUAGGCGGUGCUCCCCUUCCGGAUGUUAUAGAAAUGGCUAUUCAUGCUGAAUCACUUGGUGUCCAUGCUAUUUUGUGUUUACCAGAAUUGUACUUUAAGCCAAAGAACGUUGAAAGUCUGGUUGAAUACUUUAAAUUGAUAGGGAAAUAUUGUCCAAACACACCUUUGCUGUACUAUCAUAUACCCAUGUUCGUUGGACUGAAUUUACAUAUGCCAACUUUUUGUGAUCUCGCCGAAGCUCAAAUUCCCAAUUUUGUUGGCAUCAAAUACACAUCAAACGAUUUAGAUUUAGGAACUGCCUGUCUUAAGCCCGGACGAAACAUUUUCCUCGGAGCCGACACCCUUUUGAUAGCUGGCCUAGUUCUUGGUUUCGAUUCAGCAAUUAUGACUACGCUGAAUAUUUGUCCUGAGUUUUCGAUCAACAUCAUGAAGUGCAUGGAAAAUAACCAAAUUCAAGAAGCUCAACAAUCUCAAAAGGCCUUGACUGGUCGCGUUAAUCAAAUUCUUGCCCAAGGAAACGGCGAAUGGGUGCCAUCAAUGAAGAAGGCAUUCAACAAUCUCAAAUCAGGAGUUUCAGCAGGUCCAGUUCGAGAGUUUCAUGUAUAAUUUCUUGUUAUUUGUUUGCUGAAUAAAUUAAUAAAACAAAAAUAAAAAAACAACAACUAAAUAUUGGAAUAUAUGAUAACAUGAUUUAUGAAUAUAUGCAUGUGGUA
Eupeodes corollae is the source of this 1224-nucleotide messenger RNA. Its product is annotated as N-acetylneuraminate lyase-like. NCBI's taxonomy places the organism in Eukaryota, Metazoa, Arthropoda, Insecta, Diptera, Syrphidae. The transcript is spliced from 5 exons. Gene Ontology annotation, molecular function: 4-hydroxy-tetrahydrodipicolinate synthase activity; N-acetylneuraminate lyase activity. Gene Ontology annotation, biological process: N-acetylneuraminate catabolic process. The record is from RefSeq and is a predicted model, not a curated record. The coding region runs from base 248 to 1117 and encodes 289 amino acids.